AUUAAAUUAUCUACACUACAACAACAACAACAACAACAACGUAAAACCUAAACCUAACCUCUCACCGCUUCUCUCUUUUUCUCUCUCUAUCUCUAGACUUGUCUCAAAAAUGGCUCGCAGAAGCUCUGGUGGAAGGUCAGCUCGUGCACCUGCCCGUGCUCCAGCACGUAGCGCCCCGCCCCCGGCGACUGCAAGCCGUGCACCUCCUCCUGCACCUGUGCAGAGUAGCGGUGGUGGCAUGUUUGGUGGCGUUGGUUCAAUGAUAGCUCAAGGAAUGGCUUUUGGUACUGGGAGUGCUGUUGCCCACAGGGCUGUUGAUGCUGUGGUGGGUCCACGUACAAUUCAGCAUGAAACUGUUGGUGCUGCUGCUGCUACAGAUGUUGGCAUAAAUAACACGGUUCCUGAUGCUUGUGGCAUGCACUCAAAGGCAUUCCAAGAUUGCCUUAACAGCUCUGGAAGUGACAUUGGGAAGUGCCAGUUCUACAUGGAUAUGCUCGCAGAGUGCAAAAGAAACUCGAGUUUGAAUGCUUGAUUAUAAGCUGCUUCACAAUGAUUAUCAAUGAGCUAGACUUUGUUCAUUGUAUUAUUUGGUAUAUUGGGUGGAUCUGAACAUGUGGCAUUUGCUAUAAUAUUUGAGACUUGUGAGUUGUUUCAACUUUCAAGUAUGAAAUGCUUUGCUGGCCAAUAAAUGACUUGGAAAUUGAAUUAUCA
Molecule: messenger RNA, 711 nt
Organism: Erigeron canadensis
Lineage: Eukaryota; Viridiplantae; Streptophyta; Magnoliopsida; Asterales; Asteraceae
Exons: 5
Coding region: 110-532 (140 amino acids)
Biological process (GO): mitochondrion organization
Cellular component (GO): nucleus; mitochondrion
Source: RefSeq, a predicted model, not a curated record